AUGUCUGCCACUGCAGGAAAGACCAUCACUUGCAAGGCUGCCGUCGCCUGGGAGGCCGGUAAGCCCUUGAGCAUCGAGGACAUCGAAGUCGCCCCUCCCAAGGCCCACGAGGUCCGUAUCGAGAUCUACUACACCGGUGUCUGCCACACAGAUGCCUACACCCUCUCCGGCAAGGACCCCGAGGGCGCCUUCCCCAUCGUCCUCGGCCACGAGGGCGCCGGCAUCGUCGAGUCCGUCGGCGAGGGCGUCACCAACGUGAAGCCCGGCGACCACGUCGUCGCCCUCUACACCCCCGAGUGCAAGGAGUGCAAGUUCUGCAAGUCCGGCAAGACCAACCUCUGCGGCAAGAUCCGCGCAACCCAGGGCAAGGGCGUCAUGCCCGACGGCACCUCGCGCUUCAAGUGCAAGGGCAAGGACCUCCUCCACUUCAUGGGCACCUCCACCUUCUCCCAGUACACCGUUGUCGCCGACAUCUCCGUCGUCGCCGUCCAGCAGGACGCCCCCAUGGACCGCACCUGCCUGCUCGGCUGCGGCAUCACCACCGGAUACGGCGCCGCCCGCAUCACCGCCAACGUCCAGGAGGGCGACAACAUCGCCGUCUUCGGCGCCGGCUGCGUCGGUCUGUCCGUCGUCCAGGGGGCCGUCGUCAACAAGGCCGCGAAGAUCAUCGUCGUCGACGUCAACCCCAGCAAGGAGGAAUGGUCCCGCAAGUUCGGCGCCACCGACUUCGUCAACCCCACCGAGCUCCCCAAGGGCACCUCCAUCGUCGACAAGCUCGUCGAGAUGACCGACGGCGGCUGCGACUACACCUUUGACUGCACCGGUAACGUCGGCGUCAUGCGUGCUGCCCUCGAGGCCUGCCACAAGGGAUGGGGACAGAGCAUCGUCAUCGGUGUUGCUGCCGCCGGCCAGGAGAUCUCCACCAGACCAUUCCAGCUCGUCACCGGCCGUGUCUGGAGGGGUUGCGCCUUCGGCGGCGUCAAGGGCCGCACCCAGCUGCCCGGCCUCGUCCAGGACUACAUCAAGGGCGACCUCAAGGUCGACGAGUUCAUCACCCACCGCAAGACCCUCGGCGAGAUGAACGAGGCCUUCGACACGAUGAAGCAGGGCGACUGCAUCAGAGCCGUGGUCGACAUGCGCAAGUAA
This is a messenger RNA of Colletotrichum gloeosporioides, 1146 nucleotides long. RefSeq names its product S-(hydroxymethyl)glutathione dehydrogenase. Gene Ontology annotation, biological process: formaldehyde catabolic process. Bases 1 to 1146 code for a protein of 381 amino acids. The record is from RefSeq and is a predicted model, not a curated record. Gene Ontology annotation, molecular function: S-(hydroxymethyl)glutathione dehydrogenase [NAD(P)+] activity; zinc ion binding. The transcript is spliced from 4 exons. Gene Ontology annotation, cellular component: cytosol. NCBI's taxonomy places the organism in Eukaryota, Fungi, Ascomycota, Sordariomycetes, Glomerellales, Glomerellaceae.